Molecule: messenger RNA, 606 nt
Organism: Mucor mucedo
Lineage: Eukaryota; Fungi; Mucoromycota; Mucoromycetes; Mucorales; Mucoraceae
Product: small GTPase superfamily
Exons: 4
Coding region: 1-606 (201 amino acids)
Biological process (GO): small GTPase-mediated signal transduction
Molecular function (GO): GTP binding; GTPase activity
Source: RefSeq, a predicted model, not a curated record
AUGGCCCGUACCACACUGCGUACAACACUACGUAAAAAAGUGGUGAUUGUGGGUGAUGGUGCGUGUGGAAAGACAAGUUGUCUGAUUGUCUAUCAAAACGGCAAGUUUCCCGAGAAAUACUUGCCGACAGUUUUCGAAAAUUACAUCUCUCGAGUGGAUUUGGAUCAUAAAACAGUGGAACUAGCCUUAUGGGAUACAGCAGGGCAGGAGGACUAUGAUCGAUUACGCCCACUCUCUUACUUUGAAACUGACGUUGUUGUAAUAUGCUAUGCUGUCGAUAACCAAAACUCCUUUCAAAAUGUUAGGGACAAGUGGCUGCCCGAGGUCAAACACUAUUGUGGAAAUAAUGUGUCGUUAGUAUUAGCUGGUCUCAAAAUCGAUUUACGUUCGGAAUCCAACAAAACCAUCAGUCAACAACAGGUACACAACCAUAGUCACACGCCUAUCAAAGGCAUCAAGUUAGCAAAAGAGAUUGGAGCAAAGUAUGGUGAAUGUAGCGCAAAAGCUAAUAUAGCUGUCAAGGAUGUGAUCCGACUUGCUGCGCGUGUCGCUGUAAAGCCUAAAAAACUUUUAAAAAGAAGAAAUCUUCAUUGUAAUAUCCUUUAA